Molecule: messenger RNA, 4473 nt
Organism: Sceloporus undulatus (fence lizard)
Lineage: Eukaryota; Metazoa; Chordata; Lepidosauria; Squamata; Phrynosomatidae
Gene: PIK3CA
Product: phosphatidylinositol-4,5-bisphosphate 3-kinase catalytic subunit alpha
Exons: 22
Coding region: 501-3707 (1068 amino acids)
Biological process (GO): phosphatidylinositol 3-kinase/protein kinase B signal transduction; phosphatidylinositol-mediated signaling; phosphatidylinositol-3-phosphate biosynthetic process
Cellular component (GO): phosphatidylinositol 3-kinase complex, class IB; cytoplasm; phosphatidylinositol 3-kinase complex, class IA
Molecular function (GO): 1-phosphatidylinositol-3-kinase activity; 1-phosphatidylinositol-4-phosphate 3-kinase activity
Source: RefSeq, a predicted model, not a curated record
GUUGGUCAUGCUUUGUGAGUCUCAGAAAUAAAAAUGUUGAAUAUAGUUGUAGAUUUAAGUUUCUACAGUAAAGAUUCAAAUAAUAUGGCGUCCCAAAGUUGGGAAAGAGUUCAUGUCAGCAGUGUUUCUGGAUAACGUCAGAGACCUACAUUUUUGCAUGGUACAACAUGUGGAUACCACAGAACUUUCAAUAAAGUAACCAUCAUGUGAAUUAAGAGACUGUGUUGGAUCUGCCUGAUCCAAGAGGACAAGAAAUUGCAGGUGUUUGUCAGGCAUGCUGCACACUCUUGAGUUACCAGUACAAAUAUACUUAUGUUCCAAGUUCCUUUGCUGUAUCUCUGCUCAUCCUAUGCUGAACUGUAGCUGGUGUGAUACCUUUUGUAUAGAAGAUGAUGGGACAAAAAGUGGUUAGAAAAUCAUUCACAUUUUGUGCCAUGAUUUUCCUGCAGGAGACUACAAAUUUAAUCUUUUGAUAACCUUUAAGAGAAGAUACCUACAAAAUGCCUCCAAGACCAUCAUCCGGUGAAUUAUGGGGCAUCCACUUAAUGCCACCAAGAAUCCUAGUGGAAUGUCUUCUACCAAAUGGUAUGAUAGUGACUUUAGAAUGCCUCCGUGAGGCCACUUUGUUAAAUAUUAAACAUGAACUCUUUAAAGAAGCUAGAAAAUACCCUCUCUAUCAACUCCUUCAAGAUGAGUCUUCUUACAUUUUCGUAAGUGUUACACAGGAAGCAGAAAGAGAAGAAUUUUUUGAUGAAACACGGCGACUGUGUGAUUUGCGGCUCUUUCAGCCUUUUCUAAAAGUUAUAGAACCAGUAGGCAACAGAGAAGAGAAGAUUCUCAAUCGUGAGAUCGGUUUUGCUAUUGGUAUGCCUGUCUGUGAAUUUGACUUAGUUAAAGAUCCAGAAGUUCAGGACUUCAGAAGAAACAUUCUUAAUGUUUGUAAAGAAGCAGUAGAUAUGCGAGAUGCUAAUGCACCCCAUAGUAGAGCGUUGUAUGUCUGUCCUCCAAAUAUAGAAUCUUCGCCUGAGUUGCCUAAGCACAUAUACAAUAAACUAGAUAAAGGGCAAAUAAUAGUGGUGAUAUGGGUUAUUGUCUCCCCUAACAAUGACAAACAGAAGUAUACCUUAAAAAUAAAUCAUGACUAUGUACCAGAACAAGUAAUUGCUGAAGCAAUCAGGAAAAAAACACGAAGUAUGUUGUUGUCAUCAGAACAGCUAAAACUCUGCGUAUUAGAAUACCAGGGGAAGUAUAUAUUAAAAGUAUGUGGUUGUGAUGAGUAUUUGUUAGAAAAACACCCCCUGAGUCAGUAUAAGUAUAUCCGGAGCUGUAUCAUGCUUAGUAGAAUGCCCAACUUGAUGUUGAUGGCUAAGGAAAGUCUUUACACCCAACUGCCGUUGGAUACCUUUACAAUGCCAUCUUAUUCUCGGCGUAUCUCUACUGCUACACCAUACAUGAAUGGAGAAGCUUCUGCCAAAUCUCUUUGGGCUAUUAACAGUAAUCUUAGAAUAAAGAUUCUCUGUGCCACCUAUGUAAAUGUAAAUAUUCGGGACAUUGACAAGAUCUAUGUUCGGACUGGUAUAUAUCAUGGAGGAGAACCAUUGUGUGAUAAUGUGAAUACACAGAGAGUACCUUGCUCCAAUCCCAGAUGGAAUGAAUGGCUGCAAUAUGAGAUGCAUAUUCUUGAUCUUCCACGUGCUGCUCGGCUUUGCCUUUCUAUCUGCUCCGUUAAAGGCAGAAAGGGUGCAAAGGAGGAGCACUGCCCAUUGGCGUGGGGGAAUAUUAACAUGUUUGAUUACACAGACACUCUUGUUUCUGGCAAAAUGGCUCUGAAUCUGUGGCCUGUACCUCAUGGGUUGGAAGACCUGCUAAAUCCCAUUGGAGUUACUGGAUCAAAUCCAAACAAGGAAACUCCAUGUCUGGAGUUAGAAUUUGACUGGUUUAGCAGUCCUGUAAAGUUUCCUGACAUGUCAGUAAUUGAAGAUCAUGCCAAUUGGACUAUAUCUCGAGAACUAGGAUUUAACUACAGUCAUGCUGGACUGAGUAAUAGACUAGCUAGAGACAAUGAAUUAAGAGAAAGUGAUAAAGAGCAGCUCCGUGCAAUCUGCACUCGAGACCCUCUGUCUGAAAUAACUGAACAAGAAAAGGAUUUUCUUUGGAGCCACAGGCACUAUUGUGUAAAUAUGCCAGAAAUUCUACCUAAGCUGCUUUUGUCUGUUAAAUGGAACUCAAGGGAUGAAGUAGCCCAGAUGUACUGCUUGAUAAAAGACUGGCCUCCCAUCAAGCUUGAACAAGCAAUGGAGCUUUUGGACUGCAAUUACCCAGAUCCUGUGGUGCGAGCAUUUGCAAUUCGGUGUCUAGAAAAAUAUUUGACAGAUGACAAACUCUCUCAGUAUUUGAUUCAGUUGGUACAGGUUCUGAAAUAUGAGCAAUACUUGGAUAAUCUGUUGGUGAGAUUUUUACUUAAGAAGGCUCUAACCAAUCAGAGAAUAGGACAUUUCUUCUUUUGGCAUCUGAAAUCUGAAAUGCACAAUAAAAAUGUGAGCCAGAGAUUUGGUCUGCUUUUGGAGUCCUACUGCCGAGCAUGUGGGAUGUACCUAAAACAUCUGAGCAGGCAAGUGGAAGCUAUGGAGAAACUGAUUAACCUCACAGACAUCCUUAAACAGGAGAAAAAGGAUGAAACACAAAAGGUACAGAUGAAAUUCCUUGUGGAACAAAUGAGACGGCCAGAUUUCAUGGAUGCAUUGCAAGGUUUUAUAUCUCCUCUCAAUCCUGCUCAUCAGCUUGGAACUCUUAGGCUUGAGGAGUGCAGGAUUAUGUCAUCUGCUAAGAGACCAUUAUGGCUGAAUUGGGAAAACCCAGAUAUUAUGUCUGAGCUGCUGUUUCAGAACAAUGAGAUCAUCUUUAAAAAUGGGGAUGAUCUGCGUCAGGAUAUGCUCACACUUCAAAUAAUUCGAAUUAUGGAAAACAUUUGGCAAAAUCAAGGCCUUGAUCUUAGGAUGUUGCCAUAUGGUUGUUUAUCUAUUGGUGACUGUGUGGGACUCAUUGAAGUAGUGAGAAAUUCACAUACAAUCAUGCAGAUCCAAUGCAAAGGUGGCCUUAAAGGUGCACUGCAAUUCAACAGUCAUACUUUACACCAGUGGCUCAAAGACAAGAACAAGGGGGAAAUGUAUGAUCCUGCUAUUGAUUUGUUUACACGCUCUUGUGCUGGCUAUUGUGUAGCUACUUUCAUUCUUGGAAUUGGAGAUCGUCACAAUAGCAAUAUUAUGGUGAAAGAUGAUGGGCAGCUGUUUCAUAUUGAUUUUGGACACUUCUUGGAUCACAAAAAGAAGAAGUUCGGCUAUAAACGGGAGCGUGUGCCAUUUGUGUUAACACAAGAUUUCUUGAUAGUGAUUAGUAAAGGAGCCCAAGAAUGUACCAAAACUAGGGAAUUUGAAAGAUUCCAGGAAAUGUGCUACAAAGCUUAUCUCGCAAUCCGACAGCAUGCCAAUCUCUUCAUAAACCUCUUCUCCAUGAUGCUGGGAUCAGGGAUGCCAGAACUACAGUCUUUUGAUGACAUUGCAUAUAUUCGCAAAACUCUUGCUUUGGACAAAACUGAACAGGAAGCACUUGAGUAUUUCAUGAAACAGAUGAAUGAUGCUCAUCAUGGUGGCUGGACAACAAAAAUGGACUGGAUCUUCCACACAAUCAAACAGCAUGCCUUGAACUGAGACAAAAAUAAAGACAAUGGAAAACUGACAACCCAUUUUGUGGAUAUUCCACUGCACUGCUGAUUGUUUGGCAGUAAGGAAUUCAUUGUGUUGUAAUUGCACAAACCAAGAACAGCAUUUGAACUUGCAGAAGAUUAAAAACUUAUAAACCAGGUUUUUGAAUACUACAAAUUGUGCAUUUCAAAAUAUAACUUUCUUAUGUGUACAGUCAUAUUAUGCCUUAAGUCCACAAACUUUGAAGAUUUGUUUAUCUUGGUUUGUUUAAUUAGAUAAUCUGUACUAGCAUUAAAACCAGUCUUUCACAUGUUCCAUUUAGCCUGGUGAAAAUUGGAUAAAUGUCAGUUGCAGAAGAUUGAAACAAAGAAGGUUUAGCAAUACAGUUUAUUGCUCCUGAAUGAGCUCUACUCAACAAAUUAUAGGAGAUGAUGCCUUUUUAAUGUCAGAUAUAAUUGGUGGAUUUAAGAAUAGCAAUCUUUCUCAGUUUUUGACUGACCAUCUAGUCCUUAGGAAUAGAUUUUAAGAUUCUGCUGGACAGUAUUAAUAGGAUUUUAAAAGUACCUCCCUUUCACCUCAAACAUCUGGCUAAUGGGGAGGAUUGGGUUUAGUGCAACACUUUGCAUUUUAUUUUAUUUUUAACCUGAACCUCAAAACAUUUUUCAUGCAUGUUUUCCAGAGCCUAAAAAGAGGUGAGUUGUUAGAAUUAAAGAUUAUUUUUAUAAAGGUUAUUUAUAUAACAGAAACUAUUAAUAUAUAAUAUUUCUUUACA